GCCAGAAUAUGAGCAGCGCCAGGCUGCAGUACACUAUCCACUCUUCCAGUUUCAUAAUGAAUAUUGCCAACUCCCAACUGUCUCAACCUUAUCUCUGGUGCCCGCUAUUUUGCGAAGACAUAGAUCUAGAGGAGCUUCUGCUCAGCGACGUGGGAGAAUUGGGCUGGGACGAUUCGGGGGUGGAAUGAUGCAGCGAUGAUACUGCACUUCGUACUGUCCCUGCCGCUGCCUCAGGGUUACAGUGCGCACAGACGAAUGUGUUAAAGCCCAGCCCCUGGCAGCCACUGCAAUCCAUAACUCUGGGGAGUCUUAAGCUAACAUCAGAAGGUUGGGUACAAUGAGGGGAGCAAACCUUCGAGGAUUCCCUGCACAACUUCUGCAUGUCAGGGCUAUUCGUCCUCCACCUGUACAGGAUAUGUGUUCUGGAUCAAGGUGGAUUGUUGAACGUGCCUGGUGGGCCAUGUUUAAACAAAAUGAUGGUGGAACCCUCAGCGAAGAAGCAAUACAUAGACAGUCAGAGUGAACAAGUUGUUUGGACGAUUUGGCGGGAGAAUCCAUACUUAAAUACUCUUUUCAAUCGCUUCUUCCGACAGAGGGGUAUAUUUUGCAUCCAGGUUGUCGGCAUACCAUUUCAUAAAAAGCCAAGGCCAAAGGCAGAAACGGGAAGGCAGAAGGAUGAUGCCAGCGGUGAAGCCAGGCUGCUCCUUGCACGGAGCGAUUACUAUUUGUCCUCUAUAUUGGAACCGUGGCACUAUGCCAGGGAGAUUGUCCUACCAAGUUUCUUCGAGUCAAUGGACGCUGGUGGAAUCCGUAUUGGCAAUGUCGAAUCAUUGUCCAACGUCCUCUUGUCGGAGGAUACUCUGAAUGGAUCAGCAGGACAUCUAUCCCAGUGAUUGAGGAUGUUGCUUUUCGGUAAAGUCGGUAUUCUACCCAUAUCAAUGACACGAAUACGGGCAAUGCGGCAUGGUCCAGGGUCGUCAGAUGCAUAA
This is a messenger RNA of Aspergillus pseudotamarii, 989 nucleotides long. RefSeq lists its product as uncharacterized. The record is from RefSeq and is a predicted model, not a curated record. Lineage: Eukaryota; Fungi; Ascomycota; Eurotiomycetes; Eurotiales; Aspergillaceae. The transcript has a single exon. Bases 381 to 893 code for a protein of 170 amino acids.